AUGCCGUCUUUCGUCAACAUUGCCGCAGCAUUGACAGCCUCUUUAUCACCCAAUGCUCAGGGAGUCCUCAAUGAGUCAAUGAGCUGGAUGGAUGAUUACUACGAUCCUGCUGCUGGUUAUCUUUACAGUCUUGAUGCUGCGGCCGCUCUUCGACACGACACUCGGAGUUCAGCCUGGUAUGCCAUCGGUCUGUUGGCGAGAAAUCAAGGCGACGAUGUCAAGAGUGCUGAGACGAUAUUGAUGAAUAUCGUCGACGGCCAGUAUAAAGACCCAGCAGAGCAAUGGUUUGGAGAUUAUCAGAAGGAGCCCGAAGAACCGUAUGUGGGCAUUGAAGCUUAUCCAGCUGAUAUAUACGACUCAUGGGACCCCAACUGGCGUGGCUUCGUUGGCACGACCUUCAUUAUUGGUCUCGAAGAGUUUCCUCAUCUUCUAAGCGAGAGUGUAACCAACCUCCUUCUUGAGUCUCUGCACAACUCAACCGUGGGUGAUUCAUAUCGUGUGGGUGGAGUUGACGACGACAACCUCUACCCGGCAUAUAGCAAUCCUUCAAUCAUGCGUGCUUUCGUGUCGGGUUGGACUGGCCGUCGUCUCAACGACGCCAACUUCACCAUGGCUGGCGAACAUUACGCUCAAGAGAUUGUGGAUCUCUUUACUCGUGCCGAUACUUUGUCCGAGUUCAACUCUGGUACUUAUACUGGCGUCUCUCUCUUCGGACUCACGCUGUGGGCCAAAUAUCUUCCCGAGGACUCUAUCAUGUCACACUAUGGCGAACGAAUGAUCAAGGCUACAUGGGAAGCUGUUGGUCAGCUCUGGCAUCCUGAUUUAAAGAACAUGGCCGGUCCCUGGGAUCGAUCAUAUGGCUUCGACAUGAAUCAAUACUUCAGUCUCAUGGCUCUGUGGUUCUGGAUCAUCAUGGGCAAGGAAAAGUCGUCCUUGAUUCCUCGUCCUCAGGUCAUGUCGCACAGCGCUGACUUUGCGUAUGGGCCACUUUUCGCCAUUCUCGGCGAGUUUCAAUCCUCGCUGAUUCCUGGAGAUGUCUUGAAUGCUUUGACCGAAUUUAGAGGCGAGCACACCUUUAAGUCUUCAACUUUCUCACCACCUUUUGACACCUAUCCACGUAACAUUACUACUUGGAUGGCUUCCAACAUCAGCAUCGGUGCUGAGACCUUUGAUGAAAAUGUCAUUGGUGGGCCCGCGAUCAACCCAAGCACGUUUAAUCCUGCUGUUAUCCAGUGGAACACUGGUGCUGGUGUUGGAUAUAUCACUCUCCAUGCAAGCGAAAACGCAACAACAACUGCUGUAUCGCCUAGCCGACUUGAACUGUCCUAUCCCUACGGCAACAGCUCCUCAAUCUUCAGCUUCCUUGUCUCAACCUUCGCCAACAAGCGAAAUGUCAAAACCUGGGCGGACAUCCAGGGUGCAAAUGUCAAUGUGACCACGAAUGCGAAUGCGUCGUACAGCGUCACGUUCGCAGGUGCAUACGGUGGUCAAGAUGAAGUUAUCAAUGACUUUGAAUACUGGAACUUCACUUACUCUAUGCCUGUCAGCUUCACUGGAGUGCCGAUGAUUUCGUUGGAUGUUGAACUUUGGUAGAUAUCGCGUCAUUUGUGGCCAUCUGCCGGAAGCAGAUAUCAUGUUUUCGGUACACUCACUGGGUGAUACUGUACUCUGAGCAAGCAGUUAUGUCGUGACCGAGCCUAUCGAAAUGCACAGUGAUUUCCAAAUGCUAAUCAGGUUUAUCGGGAGCUGAUCAAAUCACUGCUCCCCGCGAUGGUCAUCAUGAAUACGAAAAGUAUGGUGCAUUU
Messenger RNA from Aureobasidium subglaciale EXF-2481, 1805 nucleotides. RefSeq lists its product as uncharacterized. The transcript is spliced from 4 exons. The record is from RefSeq and is a predicted model, not a curated record. Bases 1 to 1593 code for a protein of 530 amino acids. NCBI's taxonomy places the organism in Eukaryota, Fungi, Ascomycota, Dothideomycetes, Dothideales, Saccotheciaceae.